This is a messenger RNA of Ipomoea nil (Japanese morning glory), 2766 nucleotides long. RefSeq names its product protein FAR1-RELATED SEQUENCE 5-like. Gene Ontology annotation, molecular function: zinc ion binding. The transcript is spliced from 7 exons. Gene Ontology annotation, biological process: regulation of DNA-templated transcription. Lineage: Eukaryota; Viridiplantae; Streptophyta; Magnoliopsida; Solanales; Convolvulaceae. The record is from RefSeq and is a predicted model, not a curated record. The coding region runs from base 1 to 2766 and encodes 921 amino acids.
AUGGCUGGAGCAACUCAUCCUGUCACCCAAACACAAAUUAAUGUUCCAAUCCUUAAUGAAGAUAAUCACAAAGAGUGGAAAGACGCUAUUCUCAGACAAUUAAGAUUAUUAGAGUUGGAUUACGUUGUUCUCAAUGAGGAACCCCCUGAGGUUACUGAAGAAAGCACUGGCGAAGCCAAGCAGCUUCGCGCUCGAUGGGAGAAAUCCAAUCGAUUAUGUGUGGUCUUCAUUAAGUCACGAAUUUCCACAAAAAUUCGUUUUUGCUUUGAGGACAUUAAGAAAGCGAAACAUUUUCUCAAAGCUAUCGAUGAUAACUUCAUUGAAUCAAAGAAAGUUUUGGCAAUGACUCUAAUCAUGAAGUUGAGAAAUUUGCGUCUUUCCACUGUCAAGGGAACGCGUGAACACAUUAUGCAACUCAGGGAUAUUGCGGCUCAAUUAAAGGAGUUGGAAAUCAUUCUACCAGAUGAUUAUUUGGUGCUUUUUGCACUUGAUACCCUUCCUCAGGAGUACAAUCCUUUUAAGAUUUCCUACAUCACACAUAAAGAGGAUUGGUCUAUCAAUGAGUUGAUAACCAUGUGUGCAAUGGAGGAACAAAGGCUUGUGGCUAAGCUUGGCUUAUUCGUCAAAAGAAACCGUAAACCCAGCAACAACGUCAACCGAUCAAGAAUGGAAGAAUUAGAUCAAGUUCCCAGUGACUUUCAAUCUACGAAUAACCCCAGUUUGAGUCCCAGCAGCAGCAGCAAUGGUUAUACAUUGACCAUAUCUCCUAGAAUGACACAGUAUUGGACUCUGCACUGUGAAGAUGAAAUCAAACCAGCGGUUGACAUGAUUUUUAAAACAUUGGAUGCUGGUAUUGAAUCCUACAAUAAUUAUGCUGCCAAAGUCGGGUUUGACACGAGGUCUAGUUCCCUUGUUAGAGCACGCGACGGGACGAAAACUCUAAAGCAAAUCGUUUGCAAUAGAGAGGGAUUUAAGAAUACGGGUGCUCAACAUUGUCACUCAAAAUCAACUGCAGAUGCGGGGGAAGGUCCUUCGCGUCCAAAGCUGGUUUCAAACAGAACUGGUUGCAGAGCUAGGAUUAUUUUCAAGUACAUUGGAGUAGCUGGGUACCAAGUUACGACAUUUAUUGAAAAACAUAAUCAUAGCAUGUCUUCAGUUCUGGCAAGGCAGUUCCUAAAGGGAAAUAGAAACAUCUCCAGUGUUCAUCAGAAGUUUAUACUAGAUUGUGCUAAAGCAAAUAUUAGAGCAUCAAAAUCACACGGUUUAUACAGUCAGAUUGUGGGGGAUUACUCUGAAGUUGGGGCAACUGUAGUCGACUUUAAAAAUGUCAGAAGGGAUCUCAGAGCAUACAUAUUGGGUGCUGAUGCACAAAUACUCGUGCAUAAUCUUAUUAAAAGACAAGAGAUGUGCCCUGCAUUUGCUUUUGACUACGAAGUUGAUGAAGAUGAGCAGAUGAGUAGACUCUUUUGGGCAGAUCCAAUGUCAAAAAAGAAUUUUGCUGCAUUUGGAGAUGUUGUCUCUUUUGAUGCCACAUAUUCAACCAACAGGUACGAUAUGGCAAUGGGUAUGGAACCAAGAAUAAUUGUCAUUGAUCAAGAUCCAGCUAUGAAAGUUGCGAUUCCAAGAGUUUUCAAGCAAGCCAGGCAUCGUUAUUGCAUGUGGCACAUUAUGUGUAAAGUUGGGGAAAAGGUGGGUCCUACGUUGAACAAGAAUGAGGAGUUUAAGAACAAAUUGAACUCAAUCGUUUGGACGUCAUCUUUGGAACCUCCUGAUUUUGAGAAACAGUGGAGAGAGCUCAUGGAAAAGUACAACUUAGUCGAACACAAUUGGUUUAUAACUAUGUUUGAGGCUAGAAACCAUGGGAUCCCAGCCUAUUUUAGAGAUGACUUUAUGGGGGAUCUACUCAGGACAAUGUCUCGUUCCGAAAGUGAGAACUACACGUACAGCCGUUUUACUUGCCCACAGUCUAGCCUAGUUGAAUUCAUGAUGAACUUUGAUAGUGCUCUUAAAUCACAACGUAACACAAACGCAAAGCUCAAUAGUGACAAUGAAGGCUACAAUCCAGAUAUGAAGAUGCCUCUGGGGAUCGAAAAACACGCUUCAAUCGUCUACACCAUUACUGUUUUCUAUCAAGUUCAGGAAGAAAUAUGUGCCUCCUGUUUCAAAUGUAUGGUGUUGAGUGUUAGAGAAGACGGUGGAAUGUUACACUAUGAUAUUAUGGAUGGAAAGAACAAAAUAUUUACUAUGGUGCACAAUGUAAAUGACCAUGAGGCCAAAUGCAGUUGCAAGAUGUUUGAGAUGGUUGGACUGUUGUGUAGACACAUAUUUAUGGUCUUUAAAAACCUUGAAAAGAUACCUCUGAAGUAUGUGGUUAAUCGAUGGACUAAGGAUGCAUCUUUAAAGGCUACAUCUGAAAUAGAUGGUUCAAACAUGGAGCAAUUGGCUGCAUUUUUGCAAGUGAUUAAUGAACAAAAACAGCUGCUAAUGUCAGGAAAGGAAAAGUUAUCCCCUCAGCACAGCAGGAAGACUGUUAUAGAAUCAUUUUGUGGAUCAACAGAGAUUUCAGAGAUCAAUAUACUUCCACCGAAACAUGCAAAGAACAAGGGCAUCGGCAAACGUAUCAAAAGCAGCAAGGAGUUGGCAAUGGAAAAAGAAAAGGGCAGGAGGUGCAAUUUUUGUGGUGUUAGAGGAGAUCAACAUGACACCAGGACUUGCCCACUUAACCCCAAAAAUAAGGACAAACAAAAGGGUAAGAAAAAGGCAUAG